Messenger RNA from Tarenaya hassleriana, 3041 nucleotides. RefSeq names its product coiled-coil domain-containing protein SCD2-like. The record is from RefSeq and is a predicted model, not a curated record. The transcript is spliced from 23 exons. NCBI's taxonomy places the organism in Eukaryota, Viridiplantae, Streptophyta, Magnoliopsida, Brassicales, Cleomaceae. Bases 398 to 2845 code for a protein of 815 amino acids. Gene Ontology annotation, biological process: cytokinesis by cell plate formation.
UACGGGGUUCUUAUGAAAAUACAUUAAAUAAAGGGUAGGAAAGUAUAAUUAAGAGAAAUAAGAGUCCUUUCAAAAAGCUGACCGUUAAGAGAGCCGUCGCUAUUUAUGGCUAAACGAACGGAUCGCUUGAGAGAAAUAUCCGCUCCAAAAAUGGCGAUUUUGGUCAUGGGUUUCGUUGUUGAAAAUUUCCUGGAAAUUUCUGUAGAAUCGAACUUGGCAGAGAAUUCGAUUCACGCUUAUGAGCUUUUCCUCGCAAAUUCUUUGUUGAAACCGGUACUCUUGAAGGAUCGAUUGCUGGUUUGAGAUGGAUUCGUAGGAGAACAGCUUUGGUUGCUAAUGGAUUAUUGGAGAUGAUUCAUCUGAGAAUUAGUCGUCACAUGAUCAUCAUUGGCAAUUGAUGGAGAACACUAGGCUCGCCCACGUGAGGAGGAAGAGCUCGAUCUUAGAGAGUUCAGAAGCUCCCUUAUCUCCAGUGAUGUCUUCUCCUCUGACUAACCGCCAUGUACGGUCAGGAUCAGCUGCUGGGCCAGGAAUGAGCGUCAGGAAAGCACAGACGAAAGCAGCCGCUCAGAGGCUUGCUGCCGUAAUGGCGCACCAAACGGGCGAUGAGGACGACAGCGAGGAUGACCUUUCCUUUGAUUACAGUGGUGGCGGCACAGGCAGUGUAGGACUGACCGGCGUAAAGUUCGUUCCUUCUGGGGCUCCUGUGUUUCAGAAUAGACCAACUCAUCCGAAGCAUCCACACAUGAAAACUCCAUUACCAAUUGAUGAAGACAAUGAAGACAAUGAUCUUUCAGUUGAUUAUACAAGCGGCAGACAAAGUAUUGGGCUUGCUGGUGGAAGGGCAAUAAGACCUCAGUGUCCUGUAGUGACAAAAGCUGCUCCCCAGAGACAUCAGCAGAUGAAUUUUCAACAGACAUCCACUGAGGAAAAUAAGGAUGAUGAUGAUGAUGAUGAGUUUUCAGUCGAUUAUGCAAUUGGCAGACCAAGUAUUGGGCUUGGUGGUGGAAGAGCAACGCGACCACAAUCUUCUAUGAGCAAAAUUCAUCCUCAGGGGCGACUGCAAACAGUAGUUCAACAGCCAGGCGAUGAAGAAAAUGAAGAUGAUGACAUUCUUGACGAUUAUUCAAGUGGCAUUCCAGUUGUAGGACUUGCUGGUGGAAGGACAGCCCGGACGCGCUCUCCUGUGACCAAAAUCACUCCAAUGAGGAAUCGUCAAAUGAUAACUGAGCAACCGGCUGAUGAAGACAAUGACGAUGAUAAUUACAAGUCAUAUAACUAUACCAGUGGUCGGCCGAGUAUAGGACUUGCAGGUGGACGGUCAAUGAGAUCCCACACUCCUUUGUCAGUUCGUACCAAAGAAGAACCACCUCAGUCUGGACUUCCAACUUCAGUUAGCCUACCAUCGGUAUCUCAGGAAUACAUAGAACAACCGUCUUCAGCUCUUUCAAGUCCGGCACGCCAUGCUUCUCAAAUAACCAACCAAGCUGAGCAACCUCCAUCUGCUCGUUCUAUAGGUUCAAAAAGAUCAUCACAGUCCCUUGGUUCUAUGGAUCAGCUUACAUCAGCUCGUUCUCCAUUCAGUGGACGUCCAGUGAAAACUGUUCCUUUUAUGCCUUCUACUGUGCCUAUAUCGCUCAAGCCAGUAACUCCUGUACUUCAAACGGAGACGCCUACUAGUCUUCGUAAAGAUAAAAGAUUUUCCCUAGAUUUUGGAAGCUCAAGCAGCCUGAGAGAGGAGUUAGGGAAUCAACAAUCUGCUUCUGCUUUGCAAGAUGAGGUUGAUAUGCUACAGGAAGAAAACGAAAGUCUAUUGGAAAAGCUUCGACUUGCAGAAGAGAGGUUUGAAGAAGCCGAGGCAAGAGCUAAGCAACUGGAGAAACAGGUUGAAAUUCUUGGAGAAGGUGUUACGUUGGACGCUCGUCUUUUAAGCAGAAAGGAGGCUGCUCUUCAACAAAGAGAGGCUGCUUUGAAAGUCGCAGCACAAACUCAUGGAGGACAAAGUGGGAACAUUUCCGCUCUUCAGACAGACGCUGAGCUUGCUAGGGAUGAGGCAACAUCUGCUCUGGAGCAGCUUCAUGAAGUUGAAUCAGAACUAAAGUCUAUUAAGAUCAUGACAAAGAGACUGCUACUGACUCAGGAGGAGAUGGAAGAGGUCGUUCUGAAGAGAUGUUGGCUUUCAUGGUAUUGGAGCUUAUGUGUACGACAUGGUAUUCAACCAGAUAUCGCUGGAGCAAAACAUGAAUACUGGUCAUCUUUUGCACCUCUUCCUCUUGAGAUUGUUCUGUCUACAGGACAAAGGGCUCAGGAGGGGUUUUCUUCGAGAGGUAACACCGACGAUGAAAGAGAGAAAUCAUUGCAAAAUUUGCAUGAAAUUUCUGGAGAGGGAAACAUCGAAAGCAUGUUAUUGGUCGAGAAAGGGUUAAGGGAAAUGGCUUCACUGAAGGUCCAGGAUGCAGUGGCAUUUGCUAUGGCUCAACAACGACGACGAGCAUCACUUAAAAUUAGUAAUACAGAUGAUGUGAAACUUCCUGCGGAUGGACAGUGCGAAGCCUUUGGGUUAAGUGAGGAGGAAAUGGAAGAUGUUCGGUUUAAACAGGCAUGGCUUGCGUACUUCUGGAGAAGAGCGAAGAACCACGAGAUCGAACCUGACAUAGCAGACGAGCGUCUGCAGUAUUGGAUAUUCCACAGCUCUCGAUCUUCCUCAUCGCAAGAUGCAGUUGACGUUGAAAGAGGGCUGGUGGAGCUGAGGAAGCUGAACAUAGAGUCACAGCUAUGGCAGAAAUCAAGAAAAGGCCUCGACCACGAAUCCAACCCUUCCUCUCAUCUCGAACAUUCCUUCUAACCCAAACAAACAAACAAAGAAAACUCGAAACUUCCCCCAGUCAGAGACUUAUCACAAUCUCUCUCCCUCUCUCUCCCAUCAAAAUGGUGAACUCUCUCGUAUUAUCCAUCGAUCUCGUGUUUGUUUCUGCUAAAAAAAGUUUUUAUCUUGGACUUGUGUAUUAAAUUUGAUGAUGUUACUUUACUAUGUUCAUGUC